AUGGAUAUGUCGACCGCGAUCGUCGUUGGACUGCUCGCGCUAUUGCAGUUGGUCACCAGAUCGCAUUCCGACGGGCAAGUCGAACAAAUUCUUGCAGUGUCUGCCGCUGACGUUCAUCUACCGAGGCAGUGGAUAUCCGAGCUGUUUCACCAGGCAUUGGCCAAUUUCACAGUUCGACAUGUCGGAAGCUCCACUUGCCGGCUCCAAUCCGACAUGUACGACAGACAUUUGCAGAACCACACCAGUUGGGCGGUCAGAAUGGCGGAAUCCUGGGACCGAUAUCCGACCGGCAUACUAGUGGGCAACCAAUAUCACAUGGGAAUUUACGACGAAUGUGUGGAUGUACGUCAUCCGGUGAUAGGACAGUAUUGCUUGUCUGAAAUAAAACUAAUCCCACCGAAGGGCACAGAUUACAGUUUCAACAGAACGGAAGAUCUAGAUGAUUUCGGGAACAAAGAUGCGUGGAAAACAGUACUCGGAUGGGGCGAUUAUCCGGACCAAGUGCAACGAAACAGUUUGAAUUUAGGAAUAUGUAUUCCGGCUUCUUGUUCAGCAUUAGACCUGCAAACGGCACUGAAAAACCAACUCUACUCGGUAUUCGCGCCAAAGGAGUUCAUGGCCGUCGUCAAAGUAGACCCAAUAAUGUGCACGGUCAGAGGUGACAUGUAUCCCUACAAUACAGCGUACUACGUCACCAGCAUGUUAUUUUUACUGAUUGUUUUAAUUUGUUGUGGCACAACGUUGUAUCAUUUUAUAAGAAUAUCAUGCCUUAAAAAUUCAAAAGAAACCAGCAAUGAAAGUUUCAAUUCAUUUUGCAAAACAUUUUCAUUUAUUGAGUCAAGCAUAGCAUUGGUAAAAUUCGAUAAAUACAAUGAAUUAAAUGCACUGUAUGGUACUAAAUUUAUAACGAUGAUUGUCGUUUUGUUGGGUCACCGAUUGUUUUAUUUAAUAGGAAACCCUAUGAACAACCCUAAAUUUGUAGAAAGUAUGUAUCUCAACGGACCAAAUAUUAUAUUGACUAGUACAAACAUGGUCGACCCGUUUUUUUUCAUAAGUGGUUUCCUCAUGCACCUGAAUAUUAGUAGGUCAUUCCAAAAAGAAAAAUCCGGAUCGGUUUUGAAGAAAAUCACAUUACCAAUUAUCCACCGAGUAAUUAGAAUGUUACCGGCGUAUUGCGCGAUGAUGGCGAUCACGGCUCACAUCGUACCCCACCUAGGAGACGGACCACUGUGGCCACAGAAAAUAUGGGAAGAAGCCGAAAUAUGCAAAAACUAUUGGUGGACCAAUUUGUUGUUUAUAAGCAACUUGGUCGACGUCAAGUAUGAAUGCCUCAUAGUAAGCUGGUACGUAUCAUGUGACGUUCAGUUUUUCGUAAUUGGAGUAAUAAUCGUUUACGUUUACACGAAGAACACUAAAUACGGGAUUUUAUUGCUCGGUACAGUACUGGGUUUGUGUAUAUGUGUGCCGUUUUUAGUAACGAUUUUUUCAAAAACAGACGGAAUAGAUAAAAUGCAGUUUCCAUAUUUAGAAAAUUUAAGAGUUUUCAUUUCAUUAAAUAAAACAUAUAGAUUGAGUUACAUGCGAGCCACGCCUUUCUUCUUCGGUUUAGCCUCGAGCUUCGUCGUGGAAAAGUUGAAGAAAAAUAAAUUUAAAUGUUCACAAAUGACAGUCUACAUUGGAACAUUCGUUGUUUUCGUGAUUGGCGUCUGUGUUCAGCUUUAUGGCGCCAAAUUCUACACUCGACAAUUACCUUAUUAUCCUUUGGAACAUGCUUUAUACUCGAUCGCUAGCCAUUGUAUAUGGACACUUCCAUCCGUGUGGAUUGCCAUUUGCUUGUUCACGUCUGGAUAUGGUCCCCUUUUGAACUUAUUUAACAACAGAAUUGUUGUGACUUUGGGGAGACUCUCGUACUCCGUUUUCUUGGUGAAUGUCACAGUCAUGAUGAUGUCUCAAAGUUCUCAGAGAUUACCUGUAUACCUUUCACCAAAAUCCGUGAUCGAUGCUUGGAUAUAUGAUACAUUUAAGUGUUACGUGAUGGGCUUAGCGUUAUACUUGGUCGUCGAAGCACCAUUCGCUAAAUUGGUUAAACCAUGGAUUUGA
Messenger RNA from Macrosiphum euphorbiae (potato aphid), 2100 nucleotides. Lineage: Eukaryota; Metazoa; Arthropoda; Insecta; Hemiptera; Aphididae. The record is from the annotation of a GenBank genome assembly.